ACGCAAUCACUCAGACAUACGCAAUUACGUUGUUUACACGGUUGCGUACUGGCUUUAGGCUAGCUAAAACCUUACACUUAGCAACGUUGGCUCUCCGUUUAGUGUUUGUAUAAUUGUAGCCUUAACCCGAGGUUGAAUCUUUAUUUUUUUGUGCUGCAAUAUACUAUUUGUUAACAUUUUAAGUUGUUUUUAUCGCGACAGUGUCGCCCUUAGCCUUUAAGCUAGAAGGCUAAGCGGCUCCAAAAUGGAGGGUAGCGCCAGUGUGAGGAGGGCAUUGUCCGGGACUCUGGUACCUGCAACGGUCACAACGAUGGCCUUAUGUCAACCUGAGGAGCAAGAGAAGGGGAAGCUGAAUAGAAAAGUUCUCGACGAAGAGGAUUAUAUUCAGAGCUUGGAGAAGAUUAUCCAAAGGGACUUUUUCCCGGAUGUCACCAAACUUCAAGCGCAAAAGGAAUACCUUGAAGCGGAGGAAAAUGGAGACCUUGAGAGGAUGAGGGAGAUAUCCAUUAGAUAUGGAUCAUCGUUGAAUAAGUCUACACCACAAACCUCUGCACCUUAUGUGACCCCCGCCAGCUUUGAGACACCAGUGGGUCACGCAGGCUCGCCCUCCUCCACUUACAGCAAUAAAAUGUCAGACGUGGAGCGGAAGGACAACGACAAAGACGAAAAACAGCUGCCCACUUUGGAUCGCUUUCUUGCUAAAAACACCAGUGAAGAUAACGCCUCCUUCGAGCAGAUAAUGGAUCUGGCAGACGACAAGGAUAAACUGAAGCACGCCUGGUUGUAUGAGGCAGAGGCUGAAUUUAAACAGCGCCACGAGGAGAACCUCGCCCUCCCAUCGAUGGAGAAAGCUGCUCUUGAAUGUGUCAAAGCGGGGCUCGAGACGUGGGAGUACAAAGCGAAGAAUGCCUUGAUGUAUUAUCCAGAGGGUGUUAAAGAUGACGAUGCAAUUUUUAAGAAGCCAAGAGAAGUAGUGCACAAGAACACUCGGUUUGUCGGAGAUCCAUUUAGCAAAGCACUGAACAAAAGCCAAAUUCAACAGGCUGCAGCCCUCAACGCUCAGUUCAAACAGGGUAAAGUGGGACCUGAUGGGAAGGAGCUCAUACCACACGAAUCCCCAACAGUGAAUGGAUAUGGUUUUGAAAGGACUCCAUCACCUGCACCAGGUGUCGCCGAUUCUCCUCUCAUGACCUGGGGUGAGAUUGAGAGCACCCCGUUCCGUCUGGACGGAUCAGACUCGCCAUACAUAGAGCGAAACCACGGCCCGUCGUUCAAGAUUCCCGAACCAGGAAGACGAGAGAGGCUGGGUUUAAAGAUGGCUAACGAAGCUGCUGCUAAAAAUCGUGCAAAGAAACAGGAGGCAUUGAGAAGAGUUACAGAGAACCUUGCAAGUCUUACGCCUAAAGGUCUGAGCCCGGCUCUCACACCCGCCCUGCAGCGGCUAGUGAAUCGGACUUCCAGCAAAUACACAGACAAAGCGCUGCGGGCGAGCUACACGCCUUCGCCAUCGCACAACGUCACUCCCUGCAAGUCUCCCUUUGCCGGACCGGCCACUCCCACAGGAACGCCGACGCCCUCCAAAGCCAAGACGCCGAGCUCUCAGGACCUCACGUCGCUCACGGACAAUCUGCUGCAGCUUCCCAAGAGACGCAAAGCCUCAGACUUUUUCUAAGAGAAGCUGCUCUCUGUUCAAACUGUUGAGGACUUGUGUUAAAAGGAAUCUUCAUUAAAAAAUUCCCAGAAAGGGAUUUCUCUGGUUAAGUUAUGUAAAAAAAAAAAAAAAAAAAAAAACAUAUUAAUAGAAAUGUCUGAAGAAUUUCUAAUGUUUUUUGUAAAUUCAAUGACGUCCCUGUUAAAUGCAUCUUCUUCACUUUUUUUUCUUUUUUUUUUUUUUCUUUUUCAAAUGGAAAUUGUAAGAUUGUUAUGUAUAUUUAUUAUGAUCUUGUGUGGCUUUUGAAGAUCACACAAACACACAAGACCAGAAAGCCAACCACGACAUGUUAGUUUCUGUAGCCGUUACGUACAAAUGUUACAGAAUAUCACACCUUUGGGUUUUUUUUUUUCUAUUCAAUACGUAGCAUGGACUCCGUUAGGUUUGCAGUUAAUGUGGUCAUUUGGUCGAGAAUCAUGUUUCAUUCAUUUUUACAUGAAUAAUUGAGCCUUACUUUAUGAUGGUAUAUAGAAUGAUGCAUACAGAAUUAAAUUAAAAGUAAAGGUUGAAAUGGACACAUGGCAACCCCAAGAUGUCACUCGUGAGCUUUGAAGAUUUUUUUUAUCUCUCCUUUACUGUUCUGCUCACAGGACAAAGUAAUAGUUGGUCCUUUUUGCUUUGACGGUAGAUCGAACAAGUUUUGGGCCUUGUGUCCAUUUCCGGAGUAAUGAGGAUUGAGAGAUUGGAUUUGCAUGAUUAAAAUGCUCUCAUGUCUUUACCAUUUGGAACAGACGUCUUUGAACACCAAAGAAACAGGAAUUCAUAGACUAAGCAUGUAGAUACACACAAAUCGUCUAGAAAAGUGGAGUAAUAUACACUUUAAAGUGACAUCUAUUUCAGGAAUAAAGCUUUCUAUACCAACCUGGCGUUAUUAAAAAAAAAAAAAAACAUUGCC
Fundulus heteroclitus (mummichog) is the source of this 2606-nucleotide messenger RNA. RefSeq names its product ess-2 splicing factor homolog (gene ess2). Bases 245 to 1672 code for a protein of 475 amino acids. The record is from RefSeq and is a predicted model, not a curated record. Lineage: Eukaryota; Metazoa; Chordata; Actinopteri; Cyprinodontiformes; Fundulidae. Gene Ontology annotation, cellular component: catalytic step 2 spliceosome. The transcript is spliced from 10 exons.